CGUAAUCACAGAACAGCAACCAGAAAUUACAGUUAUUGCAGAUAAUAAAGAAGAAGCCCAUCUACUUCAUUCUAUCUGUUGAACGUAUCUUCAAUCUGAAUUUCAUCAAAUUUCUGUCUUAAUUCAAAAGGGUGUAUAGCUCCAAACUUCGAGAACUUUUGGCAUUUUACAUUCACAUAGUCAAAAAUAGCAAAGAAUGGUCACGAGCUAUGGAGAACUUUGAAGUCGGGAAAUACCAUGUCGCAUUGUUUAGAGGGGAUCAAGCAUUUAGGUGCUUCCCUGUUGCACUGUUGUGAUAGGCAAUCAACGGGCCUUGAAGAUCCCGAGAUUCUUGCACGAGAGACAGUUUUUAGCGUCAGUGAGAUCGAAGCUCUUUAUGAGCUUUUUGUGAAGAUUAGCAGCGCAGUAAUUGAUGAUGGGCUGAUCAACAAGGAAGAGUUUCAAUUGGCGCUAUUCAAGACAAGCAAAAAAGAGAGCUUGUUUGCUGAUAGGGUGUUUGACUUGUUUGACACAAAGCACAAUGGACUCUUGGGUUUUGAGGAGUUUGCCCGUGCGCUCUCUGUUUUCCAUCCAAAUGCUCCUAUCGACGAUAAGAUUGGGUUUUCUUUUCAGCUAUAUGAUCUCAAGCAACAAGGCUUCAUUGAGAGGCAGGAGGUGAAGCAAAUGGUGGUUGCUACCCUUGCUGAGACUGGUAUGAACCUUUCAGAUGAAAUUAUUGAGAGCAUAAUCGACAAGACGUUUGAAGAAGCUGAUACUAAACAUGACGGAAAGAUUGAUAAGGAAGAGUGGAGAAAUUUGGUCCUGCGACAUCCUUCACUUCUGAAGAAUAUGACCCUUCAGUAUCUUAAGGACAUUACGACUACAUUCCCGAGUUUUGUCUUUCACUCAAGAGUCCCGGAUACCUGAUAUGGAAUUGGCAAACGGACUUGCUUACGGAAGUAGUUUUGUUACUUGAGUGCUGCAGCUCAAGGUGAAAGUAUAUAACUAGUCUUGCUCAUCUAUUCUGAGUUCCAACAUUUUCAUGAUUUGUUAUUCAUUCUGAGAGUAGUGCUUGUGUAUUUUUGUUGCCACUUAAUAAAUGUUGAAUAUGUAUCCUUGUAAGUUUCAAUUUGCUCCUUAUUAAUUGAUUUGCUUGAUUA
Molecule: messenger RNA, 1139 nt
Organism: Nicotiana tabacum (common tobacco)
Lineage: Eukaryota; Viridiplantae; Streptophyta; Magnoliopsida; Solanales; Solanaceae
Product: calcineurin B-like protein 3
Biological process (GO): calcium-mediated signaling
Molecular function (GO): kinase binding; calcium ion binding
Source: RefSeq, a predicted model, not a curated record